This is a messenger RNA of Purpureocillium takamizusanense, 6485 nucleotides long. RefSeq names its product putative PKS/NRPS-like protein biosynthetic cluster. Gene Ontology annotation, molecular function: oxidoreductase activity; fatty acid synthase activity; phosphopantetheine binding. Gene Ontology annotation, biological process: fatty acid biosynthetic process; secondary metabolite biosynthetic process. Lineage: Eukaryota; Fungi; Ascomycota; Sordariomycetes; Hypocreales; Ophiocordycipitaceae. The record is from RefSeq and is a predicted model, not a curated record. The coding region runs from base 56 to 6274 and encodes 2072 amino acids. The transcript has 7 exons.
CCGUCAUCACCUACUUCCAAUCUCAGGUCACCAUCCAGACUCAUUAAAAGAAAUCAUGAAAAACAUAACGACUUACGCAAAAAGGUACCCACUGCGCCUGGGAGAUCUAGCACACACUUUGGGGACUCGGCGAAAAGGAUACCUCUAUCGCUCUUAUGCCGUGGUCGACGACAGAGACGACUUUGAAAUCCAGUUCUCCCCAAUUACAAAGUCAAAGGGCGCCAACAGCUCUGUCGUGAACUUUCUCUUUACUGGGCAGGGUGCUCAGUGGGCUGGCAUGGCAGCCGAAUUGCUUCACGACGUCCCAGACUUUCUCGCAUCCAUUCGGGCAAUGGACAAAACCCUGCAAUCCCUCCCGCACCCGCCGAAUUGGACAAUGGAGGAAGAGCUCCAGCGCUCAAAGGAGAUAAGCAGAAUAAAUGAACCCGAGUUCUCUCAACCGAUAUGCACCGCACUUCAAAUGGGCCUUGUCAAUUUGCUAUACACGGUUGGCAUACGGCCUGCCUCGGUAGUUGGUCACUCCAGCGGCGAGAUUGCUGCGGCCUACGCCGCGGGCGCAUUGAGUCAGGAUGCAGCAAUCAUUGUUGCAUACUAUCGUGGCCAGGUGACCAAGAAGCAAUUGAGAAAAGGAGGCAUGGCCGCUGUUGGACUUGGAAACGAAGAGGUGGCACCCUUCCUAAAGGCGACAGACCCCUCUGCAGGAAUCGUGCGAGUGGCUUGUGUGAACAGUCCGAACAGCGUUACGCUAUCGGGAGACGAUGAGGCUCUCGAUGCUGCGAUCGCCAGCAUCAAGUCUGCAAUGCCAGACUGUUUCGUCCGGCGACUCAAGGUCGACAAAGCUUAUCACUCUCACCACAUGGAGGAGAUCGGCGACAUCUACGAAACGCUUGUUAAGCCCUACGUCACACCCACGGAACUGAGAGUCCCUCUGCUUUCCAGCGUGACGUCCCAGCGCAUCAUCAGCCCUGAGCAUCUUGGAUCAUCAUAUUGGCGAAGCAACUUGGAGAAACCAGUCCUGUUCUCCUCCGCAGUACGUUCCAUGCUUCAGAUGAAAAGCCACGCAGCUUCCUCGCAAGUCUUGCUCGAAAUCGGUCCACAUUCAGCACUAGCAGGCCCUGUACGAGACAUCGUCAAAUCAAUGAGCUCUGACGCUAUCGGGACAGCACCAACUUAUAUUUCAUCGCUCAUCCGGAAUCAAGCUUCAACUCGCGCAUUCAUCUCUGCGCUUGGUCAACUGUACCAAGCUUCAGCGCCUGUUGAUCUAUCCGCGGUUCCCGGUCUCCUCGAUGCAGAUGGAACGACUUGUGCACCCGCGGUCCUCACUGACCUGCCACCAUAUCCGUGGCGACAUGAGGCAAAUUAUUGGAAUGAAAGCCGCAUCGCCCACUCCUGGAGGCAGCGCAAAUUCCCGCCUCACGAACUGCUGGGGGUGCGCACAAUGGAAGCGGAUGAUCUCGAACCAGCAUGGCGGAAUAUGCUUCGUGUCGAUGAAGCGGCGUGGAUUCGCGACCACAAGAUUCACGAUGACGUCGUCUUCCCUGCCGCGGGAUACGUGUGUAUGAUAGGCGAAGCCAUCCGACAAAUCACGUCCGGGGACGUUCCUAUCGCGGAUUUUUCUCUCAGACAGGUAGACAUCAGGACAGCAUUGGUUCUGCGAGAAGAUGAGACCAAGGAGUUGUUGACUCGCAUGAGGAGGGUGCGGCUGACAACUUCUCUCGAGUCGAGUGCUUGGUUCGAGUUUUCCAUCUCCUCCUUCAACGGCGAGACUUGGGUCAAACACUGCACGGGUCAGGCCCGCGCCAGCUCUGAUGCUGUCAUCCUGGGAGACCCAGAACUGGGAGAAGACCACCCUCGACCAGUGUCAUCUCCUCCAGCCUGGUACAGAACUAUGAAAGCAGUCGGUCUAAACUAUGGCCCGCAGUUUCAAGGUUUGACCAACAUUUCUGCCGCAUCAGAAGCGAUGACCAAAGCUGGUGACCGAAAAGCUGCUGCUACGAUUCGUGAUCGAAGCCACGACGACCAGGACAGAAUGGUUGAGACAAAGUACCAGAUCCACCCAACCGCCAUCGACUAUUGUCUACAGACUUUCAUGGUCGCGGCCGCCGCUGGUUUAUCGCGAGAACUCACUAGCUUACGCAUGCCGACGUAUAUUGAUCAGCUCUAUAUUCGUCGUGGUGCCGCCAACAUGCGAGUGGGCGUCUCAGUUGGCACCACCGAAGGUGGGCUUGUACGUGGCACCGCUACCGCCGUUUCAGACGGUCAAGUAGUCCUUUGGAUGCGCGGCGUGGAAUUGAGCUCCCUCGCCGACGGCAAUGCUACCGUAGAUGGGGGCUCCAGUGUCGACGAUGGUGUUGCCGCUGCCCAGCUUGUCUGGAAGCCAGACCUCGACUUCGCUGACCCAAGGACACUCAUCGAGUCUCAUGGGCGCGUCCGCGAUGCCUGUAUGAAGUUGGAGCGGCUUUGCCUUCUAUGCUCUCUCGAGACCCUCCGCAGGGUGCAAGACCUACCAGUUCGAAGCUCUCUGGAACACCUAGCGAAAUUUCGCACUUGGCUAGUCACUCAGCGGCAGAGGGCUGUCGACGGGAUGUACGAUCAUGUCCCAGACGCACAGGCACUCGCAUGCUUGAGCCCAGAGGAACUUGCCUCAGAGAUGUGCGCUGCACUAGCGGCCGUAGAUGAGACCUCGGGUGCUGAGGUUGGCAAAGUCAUGGUCCGCGCGGUCGAGUUCGCCCAAGCAAUCUUCCAAGGCGACAUAGAUUCCAUCGAGGUCCUGAUCCAAGAAUCUGGUCUUGAGAAUGUUUACAUCUACAUGCAGAGUUUGUGUGAGUACGAGAGGUAUUUCGAGUUGCUGGGACAUUCGAACCCGUGUCUGCGAAUCCUUGAGAUUGGUGCAGGAACCGGGGGCACCACUGAGGGCGUUCUCAAGGGCUUGACGCGGCCCGACAGCACUGGGCAGCCACUUCGCCGCUACUCCCAAUACGAUUAUACCGAUGUGUCGGUCGGCUUCUUUGGUAAUGCGCAGCAAAGGUUCAAGGAAUAUGAGAAUAUUCAAUACCGUGUCUUGGACAUUACUCGCGAGCCCGGCACCCAGGGCUUCGAAGAAGGCUCAUACGACCUCGUGUUGGCGUCGAAUGUACUUCAUGCAACGCCGAGCCUAAAAGAGACAUUGUCUAAUGUUCGCCGGUUGCUCAAACCGGGUGGUAAGCUCUUUCUUCAAGAACUUAGUCCAGUCUAUCGAGCGAUCAACUACAUCAUGGGCUUCCUUCCGGGCUGGUGGCUUGGAGACUUGGACGGACGCCCCAAUGAGCCAUACGUAGAGCCAUCCCGAUGGGAUUACGAGUUGCGCAAAACCGGGUUCUCGGGUGUUGACUCCGCCAUUUUCGACGACGAAGCACCAUAUCACCUAAAUGCAAAUAUCAUCGCCACAGCAGUCUCGGAUUCACUCCCACAGGGCGUUGCAGCACGACGACAUAUCAGCCUACUCUGUACCACUAGAGAUAGCUCAAUGGUCACGCAGCUACACAAUACGCUGGUGGAACAGGGUCACGAGGUGACUUUCGCAUCGCUCGAUGAUGCACCCAGAGAAAACUGCUUUAUCAUCUCCUUACUGGACCUGGGAGAGCCUUUCUUCUAUUGCAUGUCAGCCGAAAAGCUGAACAAGCUCCAGUCAUAUCUUAGUCACAUAGCGCCAUCGACGGCACUGUUGUGGGUGACCGGGUUAGGACAGGUGGGCUGCAAGGAUCCUGUCUACGCAUCAACUCUCGGAGCUGCAAGGACCAUCCGCUCGGAGCUCGCCGUCGACUUUGCAACAUUAGAGCUAGACCUCAGCCGAUUGCCACUGCGACUUUAUGUUGACACAAUCAUUAAAGUUUGCGAGAAGAUCGAACACAAUCGCCGGCUCAAGGGCUCCGGCGAUCUCGAUCCUGACUGGGAAUUUGCAUCAAUCGAUGGCCAAGUCCUGAUACCUCGAUAUAAUUGGAUUGGAAUUGGUCAAAAUGUUCAAUCAAUCUCGCGGAUCAGUGAAAGCGCAUCAGAAGCUUCGCACGAUGACGAAGUGCUUCAGCUGGCCGUCGGUCGUCCAGGUCAGCUCCAGAGCUUGACAUGGAUUGCUGGUCAGGAAUUACCCACACUUGGCCUGGACCAGAUUGACAUCGAACCUCGGGCGGUGGGCUUGAACUUCAAGGACGUUCUGGUAGCCAUGGGCAUUGUUCAGGGGCUCAAGCCCGGGCUCGGCCUCGAAUGCGCUGGCAUUGUCCGACGGGUAGGCUCAGAAGUGCGGGAUCUACACGUCGGCGAUCGCGUAGUAGCUUUCGACCAUGGCUUCUUCGGGAGUCGUGUAAUAACGUCUUCAAAACUCACAGCCAAAAUCCCAGGCACUCUUACCUUUGAGGAGGCAGCGACCAUGCCAUGUGUCUACUCUACCGCCAUGCACGCCCUAGUUCAAGUCGGCGGCCUGCAGUCGGGUCAGUCUGUCUUGAUACACUCCGCGUGUGGUGGUGUGGGAAUCGCGGCGAUCAACAUUUGCAGAAUGAAAGGCGCUGAGAUCUUCGCCACCGUUGGCAAUCCGGAAAAGGCUUACUUCUUGAUGAAGGAGUUUGGCAUCAGACAAGACCACAUUUUCCACUCCCGUGACGGUUCCUUUCAUACAGACCUCAUGGAGGUCACCAACGGUCGUGGUGUCGACCUGGUCCUUAACUCACUCUCUGGCGAACUUCUCCAUACAUCUUGGAAGUGUGUCGCCGAAUUCGGCAAGAUGCUAGAGAUUGGCAAGCGUGACUUUGUUGGCCGUGGGCAGUUGGCCAUGGACACAUUUGAGGCCAAUAGAAUGUUUGUGGGUGUUGAUAUGAGCCGAAUGGCCAUCGGAAGACCCGACAUGUUCAAAAGGAUUCUUGAAGAAUGCAUGGACUGCUUUUCCAAGGGGCUGAUUGACCCUAUCCACCCCAUCAAGACCUUCCCGGCGUCUCAAGUUGUGGGCGCCUUCCGCCACAUGCAAAAAGGCCAACAUAUUGGUAAAAUUGUCGUCACUAUGCCCGAAAAUUAUGACACCACUCCCACCUCAGAUAUGGAGGUCAUUCGUCCUGCAAGGCCGGUUCAGUUCAAGUCAGAUGCAUCGUACCUCCUCGUGGGCGGCCUGGGCGGUCUUGGCCGUGCCGUUUCUACGUGGAUGAUCGAGAAUGGUGCGCGCAAUCUCGUGUACUUGUCUCGCUCCGGUGGCGAAUCCUUACAGGACAAGGCUUUUGUCCGAGAGCUGGCUGCCCAGGGAUGCAAUGCCCAGGUAGUAAAGGGAGAUGCUGCGUAUCAAAGAGACGUGGAGAAGGCCAUCCGCAGCACUGACCAGCCCAUUGCCGGCGUCCUUCUGAUGUCUAUGGUUCUUCAGGACCGGGCUUUCCUCAAGUUGACGCUGGAUGAUUGGCAAGCAGCUGUCACUCCCAAAGUUGACGCUUCUUGGGCAGUGCAUAAUGCGCUUGAAAGUACCCAGACCAAUCUCGACUUCAUGGUACUCUUUAGUUCCUUAUCUGCCGUGAUGGGACAAGUCGGCCAGGCAAACUAUGCCUCAGGAAACACAUUCCUUUCUGCAUUCGCACAAUACCGACACGCACUAAAUUUACCCGCUUCGGUGCUGGACAUUGGCGUCAUGGAAGAUGUCGGCUACGUCUCCGAAAACCAGGCAAUUCUCGAGCAAUUCCGCAGUCUGGGCUACUACACGCUGAAAGAGAAAGGGCUCUUAGACGCGCUCACAUUCAGCAUCAUGAACCAGAAGCCCGGGGCCGCGAACGCCUCACAGCUACUCAACUCAACGGAGAUUGUCAUCGGCUUGCGGAGCAUACAGCCAGUCUCGGACGCAACGACACGAGUCCUGUGGAAGCGCGACCGCCGGAUGGCACUGUCGCACCUCAAACACGCGAGCUCAUCUGCGGACGACACAACGGCCGCGACAUCCGGCAGCCAAGACCUCGCUAUGUUCGUUAGCAAGGUCGCAGAUCAACCUCAUCUCAUCGAGCAAGAAGAAACCCAGGAGUUCCUCACGAGGCAAAUCGGUGCUCGGCUCUACGCCUUCAUGUUCCAACCUGAGGAGGAUCUCGACGUUAACCUCAGCCUCACAGCCUUGGGCAUCGAUUCUCUCGUGGCAAUCGAGAUCCGGAACUGGUGGCGCCAAACGUUUGGGUUGGAGUUAUCUGUUCUAGAGAUAAUGAGUGCUUCCAGUAUCAAGGCUCUGGGAAAGCUGGCUAUUGAUGGACUGAGAAAGGAUCACCGGCGGGACACUGGCAAUUGAUUUCACGCAUGCGCCACCAUUUCAUGAUAUAAUUUAAGGAAUUUUUACUCCUUACCUGUAAAGCAAACCUUCUUCGCCUCGGUUGCCAAGCUGAUUGCCUCCACGCCGUGGUGGGAGCCAUCUUCACAGCCAAAACCCAGUAGCAUACAAAGUAUCAAGGGAUUCAGGGGAAAUGGCUUAGUACACGUUGACUCUUUCACAUUUUAACUGC